Saccharomyces mikatae IFO 1815 is the source of this 540-nucleotide messenger RNA. It is a transcript of the gene UPS3, whose product is annotated as Ups3p. Gene Ontology annotation, biological process: phospholipid transport. The record is from RefSeq and is a predicted model, not a curated record. Lineage: Eukaryota; Fungi; Ascomycota; Saccharomycetes; Saccharomycetales; Saccharomycetaceae. The transcript has a single exon. Gene Ontology annotation, molecular function: phosphatidic acid transfer activity. Bases 1 to 540 code for a protein of 179 amino acids. Gene Ontology annotation, cellular component: mitochondrial intermembrane space.
AUGAAAUCAUUUAAAAAAUCUUAUGAAUUCGAUUAUCCAUGGGAAAAAGUAACCACGGCAAAUUGGAUGAAAUAUCCAAACAAGGUUUCUACACACGUCAUCGCAGUCGACGUUCUUCGCCGUGAACUCAAAGAAGAUGGUAAUGUACUACUCACAGAAAGACUGAUAACCAUUCGUCAAGCCACCCCUCGUUGGAUGUCCAUUUUAGUGGGGAAUACCAACCUAGCAUACGUGCGAGAAGUCUCUAUCAUUGACAGAAGAGACAGGUCCCUCACUAUGAGAAGUUGUAAUAUGACUUUCCCGCACAUUUUGAAGUGCUACGAAACUGUAAGUUACGUUCCUCAUCCAAAAAAUCCACUGAACAUAACUCUUUUCAAGCAAGAUGCAAAAUUCAUAUCCAAUGUUCCCACCAAAAUUUUUAGUGAGAAAGUAGAAAACUGGGGCGUUAAACGAUUUAGUGACAACGCAAUGAAGGGUAAAGUCGGGUUUGACAGCAUUUUGGCGAUGUUCAACGAUAUCUGGAAAAAAGGUAACGAAUAA